This is a messenger RNA of Gregarina niphandrodes, 459 nucleotides long. Its product is annotated as protein phosphatase 2C. The record is from RefSeq and is a predicted model, not a curated record. Gene Ontology annotation, biological process: protein dephosphorylation. The coding region runs from base 1 to 459 and encodes 152 amino acids. Lineage: Eukaryota; Apicomplexa; Conoidasida; Eugregarinorida; Gregarinidae. Gene Ontology annotation, molecular function: protein serine/threonine phosphatase activity. The transcript has a single exon.
AUGGAAACGCCGGAGCAUAAUCCGGGUUGUCCAGGUGAGGCUGAAAGAAUAAGGUCUGUAGGAAGCAGUAUCUCAAUAGUCAAUGUACCAUUCUUUACCAAACCUAUAUCAAGGAUCGUCGAGGCCGGUUUAUCCGUUUCCCGAUCAUUUGGGGACUUGGCCGCCAGACAGUAUGGCGUAACUGCCAUACCAGAUCUAAUCCAAAUUGAAAUCCAACCGCAGCAGCCUGCUUCGGGCAAUACAGGCAAUAGAUACCCAAUUUUGUUGGUCCUGGCCAGUGAUGGACUCUGGGACACUGCCACAUACUUGGAUUUACUGGAGCACAUACACAAUACCCCGCAGUCCCAACAGAAACUGUUGGCCAAAACCAGAAAAUUAGCCGAGAUUGCAUGGCGGAGAAGAAUUGCUGCGGAAGGUAGAGCUGAUGACACAACCAUCAUUGCGGCACUACUACGAUAA